AUGAAUAAUAGUAAUAGUAAUAGUAAUAACCAGUAUCAAAGGUAUAUCAGUAAUACAGGUGCUAGUGGUGGAACACCGACAUAUCAACAAGGAAUUCAACGUCCGAAUCAAAUGCAGUUAACACAACAACAACAGUUGCAAUUACAGCAGCAGCAGCAACAGCAGCAGCAACAGCAGCAGCAACAGCAGCAAAAUGACUGGAUGUAUACAAAUAAUAAUAAUAGCAAUAGUGGAGGUAGUACUAGUGGGAUCGUGCCGUUUUGGGAUGUACCAUCAAAUCAACAAAGAUAUAGUCUAUCACAGGAUGGAAAUCCAAUGCUGCUGAAUCCUUUUGGUAGAGGAUAUUCUAUUGUAAAUGGGAAUAUUAUGACAAGUGGUGCUGGUGGUAGUACGAGUGGUACUAAUAAUGCGAUGAAUCCAAAUCAACAAGUAUUAAGACAGCCUUCGUACAGCAAAAGAAAUUCUUCAAUGUCAACGUUUUUCUUACCAAACGAUCCUACUACAAAUGAAUUGGAUAUCUUUAGAAAGGAUUCAAUGAAACCCCCUAUGCUUAUUCCACAGGUGUCUCAACAACAGAAUAGUAGUGGUACGAAUGGAAAUAGACUUUCAAAUUCAAGUACUGAGUUCGAAACAUUUAUGCAACAACAACAGCCACUCCAACAGCAGCAGCAACAGUUGGCUGCUGCACAACCUGGUGCGUUCUAUAACCCGAGAAACUUGAAGUUUAACGACGAUUUCAAUUUCCAGUUUAGAUCAAGGAAAUCUUCAAUGAGAGACUCUCUGGAUUCAGGAACCUCAGGAACUUCAGGAACUUCAGGAAGGUUGUCUCAAGUCGGGCCUCAAAUAUCCAUAGACCCCUUAAGAAAGAGAAGUAUUCAAUUGUUAGACCCUAUGGAGGAAGAACACAUUAAUACACCAAGCUUAAACAGUAAUACCAAUAAUUAUGUUGUAGAUGAUAAUGAUAUCCAAAUUGAUACCCAUAUGGAUCCCUUACAUAAAAGGAGAAGUACUCUGAAUACGAAAAAUAAGAAGAAAAAAUUUAAAAAAAAUAAGAAGAAGGGAAAGAUUGACAAACAAGACAUUGAAACUUCAAGUGAUCAUGAAAAUGAAGAUGAUAAUUUAAAAUUAGUCGGCUCAACAAAGGUUGAUCAAUUGAUGUUGAUGAUUCAAGCACGUCAAAAGGGAAUCACCGAUAAAGUAAAGACUAAACCAAAUGGAGAAUUGAUUCUAGAAGAAAACUCAGGAAUAAUGCCUCCAAAGGAUGAAUUGGUAGGCGGUAUAGAAAAGCCAAAGAUCGAUCUUCAAAGUUCAAGACCCUUAAUUAUGGAUUCAAAUGGAGAUGUUUCAUCGUUAGUAUCAGGAAGUAACAUGGUUUCAAUAAAACCAAUCGCUAACACAAUAUAUCCAAAGGAUAAAAGAUAUCAAUGUCAAUAUUGUCACAAAUAUUUCUCACAACCAACACAUUUGGAAGUACAUAUCCGUUCUCAUGUAGGACGUAAACCAUUCAAAUGUAAAUUCUGUGGGAGGCAUUUCACUCAAGGUGGGAAUUUACGUACUCAUCAAAAAUUACAUACUGGUGAAAAACCGUACUCUUGUGAUGUUUGUUUCAAGAAAUUUUCACGUAAGGGUAAUUUGGCUGCUCAUUUACUCACACAUCAAAAUAUUAAACCAUUUAUUUGUAGAUUGGAUAAUUGUAAUAAGGGAUUCACUCAAUUAGGAAACAUGAAAGCACAUCAAAAUAGAUUUCAUCUUCAAACUUUACUAGAAUUAACUAAUAAAUUAGCCACUAUGGAAACAGAUAUUAAUUCAGUUCCAGAAAGUGAGAAAGAUUUAUUGAAUUAUUUUGCAUCCAUUUAUAAAAAUUCUAAUAAAGGUAUAAAAGGUCGUGGUAAAGGUUCGACUAAAAUCGUUCCGAAUAAUGAUUUAUUGACUAGUCCAAUGUCUAUCACAUCAGAACAUACAAAUCCUAGAGUAAUGUCUGGAAAUAUUGACACACAACAAAUGGUGGAAAAUGGAAAUUAUACCACAGCGCCACACACAAUUCAACAUAUUCCUCCUGUGACAACUACUGGUCCACCAAGCAUUAUCAACCCAAAUCAAAUGGUAGAAUCGUCGUUAUCACAAGGUAUCAAACAACCACAACUUAACCAGAACACAACGCCAAAACCACAACAGACUCAACCAUUUGUCCCACAAGAUGCCCUUGUAGGUAAUAUUUUACAAUUAACUGGGAAUGGUAUGAACAACUCUCAAAAUGUAUCCUCUACGGUUCCUAAUCCAAAUGUCAUUAAUAACUACCAAAUGACGUAUCCAGUCAAACCACAAAGUGGUACAACCUCUGAUAAUAUUCCAAAUUCCAUUAAUACAGCAUCAUUAUUGUCGAAUCAAGAUCCUAAGUUUCAACUGGAUGAAGGACCAGAUUGA
Messenger RNA from Maudiozyma barnettii, 2424 nucleotides. RefSeq names its product Azf1p (gene AZF1). Gene Ontology annotation, molecular function: DNA-binding transcription factor activity; RNA polymerase II cis-regulatory region sequence-specific DNA binding. The transcript has a single exon. NCBI's taxonomy places the organism in Eukaryota, Fungi, Ascomycota, Saccharomycetes, Saccharomycetales, Saccharomycetaceae. Gene Ontology annotation, biological process: regulation of transcription by RNA polymerase II. Bases 1 to 2424 code for a protein of 807 amino acids. The record is from RefSeq and is a predicted model, not a curated record.